AAAAAAGCAGUUUAUGCACAUAUUCGUGCAGUACACCAAAAUGAACGUCGAUUUAACUGUUAUGUUCCAGGAUGUGGGAUGUCUUUUGCAUACAAAAAAGUUAUGGAUAAUCAUGUUAAAAAUAUUCAUGAGCACCCACGAGUACGUAAAGUUCGAAAGUUGAAUAAAGAUGACAAGAUCAAUCGUGAUGUAACUGAAAUCGAACAUCUUACAGGUUUCGGAUAUUAUAAUUCAGGUAGAAAUAUAUCGUGUAUGGUCGAAGGAUGUGAGUUCAUGUUCAAACGUCAAUAUGAUCUGAGUAGACAUAUGAAAAGUCAACAUCCAGAUUAG
Scutellospora calospora is the source of this 330-nucleotide messenger RNA. NCBI's taxonomy places the organism in Eukaryota, Fungi, Glomeromycota, Glomeromycetes, Diversisporales, Gigasporaceae. The record is from the annotation of a GenBank genome assembly.